Messenger RNA from Aureobasidium namibiae CBS 147.97, 966 nucleotides. Its product is annotated as YWTD domain-containing protein. The record is from RefSeq and is a predicted model, not a curated record. The coding region runs from base 1 to 966 and encodes 321 amino acids. The transcript has a single exon. Lineage: Eukaryota; Fungi; Ascomycota; Dothideomycetes; Dothideales; Saccotheciaceae.
AUGUCCUCCAAGAAAAUCAUCGCUCUCGACAAUGGGUUGGGCAAGCCACUCGGCACACUCAGCUUUGCGGGAAUUGUCACACGUCCCGAAAUUCUGUCCAUCGAUACGAAGAAGGGCUCCUCUGCCCAACCACUUACUCUGGACCUCGCCGGUACUCCCAAGGGCGACCACCCAUUGCUCUUGGUUGAUGGAAUCACGUGGAGUCCCAAGACACAACGCAUAUACUGGACCAAUAUGGGCAUUCCCACAUCUAACGAUGGCUCAAUCUAUUCUAGCCGGCUUGAUGGAUCAGAUGUUCAAGCCGUCGUCCCAGCUGGGGGUGUUCACACUCCGAAGCAGCUCACGAUCGAUAACGAAGCCUCAAGACUAUACUUUUCUGAUCGCGAAGGACUCAGAGUCAUGAGCUGCGCACUUGAUGGAUCGGACAUCCAGGUCCUCAUCACUACUGGUGACUGGCGCGAUGAGGCCCAGACGACUGACCAAACCAAAUGGUGUGUGGGCAUCACUGUUUCUCACGAGAAUGGUUUGUUCUAUUGGACCCAGAAAGGACCAUCCAAAGCCGGCCGAGGCAGGAUCUUCUGCGCUCCUAUUGAAUCAUCUGGCCCUCGUACACCCAUCUUGCUGCUAGACCGUCUGCCCGAACCCAUUGACCUUGAAGUCCACGGAGACCACCUUUACUGGACCGAUCGCGGCGAGCUUCCGUUUGGAAACACUUUGAACAGAGCAAACCUCAAUUCAUCAGGAACAGAAGUCCUUCAGGCUGAGAAUACGCCUGCUGGUCUCAAAUACCAGGUCUUGGCACAAAACUUCGAUGAGGCCAUUGGUCUCAGCUUAGUCCCCGAGCUGAAGAAGAUCUAUGUCUCUGAUCUUGGUGGUUCCAUCUGGAGUUAUGACAUGGACACGUCUGUGAAGGAGCUCCACUUCCAGGACAAAGAUCGUGGUUUCACUGGUAUUGUUGUCAUCUAG